ACUACUACUUCAAUAGAAUGCGCAAAUAAGCAGCAGCUGCUAAUUUGCUCCUCCUCCUCGUCCGGUCUCUCCACUCGAGAGACCCAAAUCAGCUAUUCUCCAGGUGUAAGCCGAAUACAGCAGUGAUUCCUCAUCGCCCCUUAAUUGAAGAAUGUGCGAACCGCCGAUUCUUAGAUGCAGAACGAACUUAAAAGCCUCGUCCCCUGAGAACUGCCUUAACGCUAAAAGAAAUCAUGAUGCAAAACUUCAGUUGGGUUAUCUUGAUGAGCUCAAGGCUGAGGGUUCAUAUGAAUUUCAGGAAAAUUGUCAAAUUGGAGAACUUGGAAGGACAACUUCGUGCAAAAGAAAUGUUUCUAAACAUUCGUGUAGGUUUCAGCUUGAACAAGAUGUUCAAAGGCUCCAGCAAUUGUUGAAUGAGGAAAUGGAAUUGCAUGUUGUCCUUGAAAAUGCCCUGGAGCAUGCUGCUGUAACAUUGUCUGACUUGUCGUGCCUUCCAAAUGAUGCACAAGAAUUGUUGUCUAAUAUAGCCUCAUUGGAGAUGACUGUUUCCAGACUAGAAGAAGAGAUGAUUUCUUUGCAUUUUCAGCUUAUUCAAGAAAGAAAUGAAAGAAGACUUGCUGAGUAUCGACUAAAACAAUUGCCUUCACAACCAGUGAAAGUCUGCCCUUCUCAAAAUGUGAAAAAUGAUACGAUAGGCAGCAUGCUCGAUCAAGAAGAGAAGUUACCUGAGGAAAAUCUUCAGCAUGUACCAACUGAGAGUUUUAGAAAACAAAUCCCAGUCAAAGGAUUAUGGAACAACCCUAAUCAGUUGUCCGAGGAGAUAGUCCGCUGUAUGAAAAAUAUUUUCAUCUCACUAGCAGAUGUUUCUAUUGUAUCAUCCAGAUUGUCAUCAGAUAUCAUUCGCUUUCCUCUAUCUCCUGUGGGGCUUCUUUCAAAUUCAUCACAUUGUUCGAUAUCUGAAUCGUCAAUUUCAUCAUGGGCACACAGUCCUCGAGUGGGUCUACAAUGUAAUAAUGAUCUUUUAGCCAUGGGAACUACUUUUGAUCCUUACAGAGCUCAUGGAAAACUAUGUUGGGCUGAUAUUGGAAAUUAUAGUUUAGCAACUGAAGUCUCCUGGAUGUCAGUGGAGAAAAAGCAACUUGAAUAUGCUGCUGGUGCGCUAAGGCGAUUCAGAUCACUGAUUGAGCAACUAGCAGAAGUAAAUCCAGUCCACCUUAAGGGAGAUGAGAAGCUGGCAUUUUGGAUCAAUUUAUACAAUGCAUUAAUCAUGCACGCUUAUCUUGCCUAUGGCGUUCCACGGAGUGACAUGAAAUUAUUUUCUUUGAUGCAAAAGGCUGCAUAUACUGUUGGAGGGCACUCAUUUAGCGCUGCUUGCAUCGAGUACGGAAUACUAAAAAUGAAGCCACCAGUCCAUAGGCCUCAAACUGCUUUGUUUCUUGCCCUUCACAAGUUGAAGCUAUCAGAGGAGCAGAAAAAGUUCUCAAUUGAGACAUUCGAGCCACUCGUGACAUUUGCUCUAAGUUGUGGAUCAUAUUCUUCCCCUGCGGUAAAGAUCUACAGCCCUGCAAACGUGAAGGAGGAGUUACAAGAGGCUCAGCGUGACUACGUACGGGCCUCUGUUGGAGUCAGCAGCAAAGGGAAGCUUCUGGUUCCGAAGAUGCUUUACUGUUUUGCCAGAGGCAUCGUCGACGAUGCCAACCUAGCAAUUUGGAUCUCUCAGUUUCUCCCGCAGCAACAAGCAGCCUUUGUUCAGCAGUGCAUGUCGCAGAGACGGCAGAGGUUUCUUGGCUCCUGCAACUUCCGAGUUAUGGCCUUUGAUUCCCGGUUUCGCUACCUUUUCUUGCCUGAGAAAUUAACAUGACUCUGUGGUGCCAAUAGUAUCUUUUGAGCUUCUUACAUCUAUUAGAAGAUGGAUUUGGUACAGAAGAUUAGCAAAUAAUGAUAUGCUUUCUGCUGCUUCCAGGGCUAGUUACGAGGAUCAGUUUAAAUUAUUGUGAAUUACUUCGGCAAUUCUAAUGUAUUUGUCGAGUAAAAUGGUUGUCUUCUGCUUGUAGACUAUAUUGUAGAUGCGAGUGGAUUAUAUCAACCCGUAUAAAGUUGAAAACAGUG
Musa acuminata subsp. malaccensis (wild Malaysian banana) is the source of this 2109-nucleotide messenger RNA. RefSeq lists its product as uncharacterized. Lineage: Eukaryota; Viridiplantae; Streptophyta; Magnoliopsida; Zingiberales; Musaceae. The record is from RefSeq and is a predicted model, not a curated record.